GGACUCCAAAAAGACAGUAUGGAGAAGAGCCAGUAUGGACCCCCGCUGGACGCGUCUGCUCCCCCCUACCCCUACCCCAGCUACCAGGGAAGUGGCGGGGGAACAGCCUACCCCCCUCAGCCUGGCUACCAGGGAAGUGGCGGGGGAACAGCCUACCCCCCUCAGCCUGGCUUCCAGGGAGGUCCCCAACCCGGCAUGUACCCACCACCUCCCCAAUACGACAUGGGCAUGGCACAACCUACAAAUGCCCCCAGCGUAACCCAGGUGGUGGUGAUGCAACAGCCGCUGCCUAGAGACGUGUCCGGCCAGAUGACGUGUCCACACUGUCAGGUCCAGGUUCUGACAGAGACCACACACACCACUGCACUACUCACCUGGGUCAUCUGUGGAGCCCUCUGCUGCUUCAUGUGA
Salvelinus namaycush (lake trout) is the source of this 411-nucleotide messenger RNA. RefSeq names its product cell death-inducing p53-target protein 1 homolog. The coding region runs from base 19 to 411 and encodes 130 amino acids. The transcript is spliced from 4 exons. The record is from RefSeq and is a predicted model, not a curated record. NCBI's taxonomy places the organism in Eukaryota, Metazoa, Chordata, Actinopteri, Salmoniformes, Salmonidae.